AUGAUAAUACCAGGAGAGAUUCCACUCAGCGUGCAUUCCCUCUUAUACAUCGACUCCGUAUAUACCCGCGGCAAGUCCUCAUCUGCUGCACCUUUCCAUUACACCACAACCAAGUGCCACUCUCGGUUCAAGACUGCAAAGGCCUCGAACAUGCCCUCGGCCUCAAACUCAAACUCGGCACCAAUUGCAUCAGCGUGCGAUGUGCUAAAGCCUCGAGCCAAUUUCCCAACUAGCGGUGCUGUGGCAGCCAAAGCGCGUGAACAAAUGAAUGCGGGCAAAACAACCGCAUCGUCAAGUUCCACGGGCUCUUCACGGGCUGAGACACAUGAACAGUCGGGUUCAGGGAGUGAUGCAAGUGGUGAUGCAAGUGAUCCCGGGCAGAAACACAGCGUCUCUGUUCAGCAGAUGCAGAUGCAUGAGGUGGAUGACGAUGGAGUUCGCACUUGGCGGCGGAUUAUUGUCGAGUACAGCUGA
Penicillium taxi is the source of this 474-nucleotide messenger RNA. RefSeq lists its product as uncharacterized. Lineage: Eukaryota; Fungi; Ascomycota; Eurotiomycetes; Eurotiales; Aspergillaceae. The record is from RefSeq and is a predicted model, not a curated record. Bases 1 to 474 code for a protein of 157 amino acids. The transcript has a single exon.